GUAGUUGGCUGAGGUGUCCACACACACACACACACACACCGAGAAGUUUCAUAGGAAAGUUGUGUUAAAAUACGAGCAACUUGUUCAUUUAAACUGGUGGUUUUUAGGUUUAAUUGUUUGCGUUCCGACAUAAAAACAGUUUGUUGUUGUUAUCAUGCGGCGGAGCUGGGGCUGUGUGGCAGUGUUGUUAUGGCUGUGUGUGUCGGAGUGGAGUUCAGUCAACGGCGCUUUCACACAGUCUCUGGACAGCGACUUCACCUUUACUCUCCCUCCCGGCCACAAGGAGUGUUUCUACCAAACCAUGAAGAAAGACGCCUCCCUGGAAAUUGAGUAUCAGGUCCUGGAUGGCGCAGGACUGGAUGUGGAUUUCUACCUGUCCUCUCCCACUGGUCACAUUCUGGCCUCUGACUUCAGAAAGUCUGAUGGAGUUCAUACAGUGGAGACAGAGGAAGGAGACUACAAGUUCUGUUUCGACAACACCUUCAGUGCCGUGUCCGAGAAGAUCAUUUUCUUCGAGCUCAUUCUGGACAACAUGGAGGAUGGCGAAGACCCUGAGAACUGGAAGGAGUAUGUGCAAGGCGCUGACCUGCUGGACAUGAAAUUGGAAGACAUCAUGGACACGAUAAACAGUGUGAAGGCCCGGUUAGGGAAGAGUCUGCAGAUUCAGACGGUGCUGAAGGCGUUUGAGGCGCGCGAUCGUAACCUGCAGGAGAGCAACUACGAGCGGGUCAACAUCUGGUCUUUCACCAACGUGGUGGUGAUGAUGGUGGUGUCCUGCGUGCAGGUCUACCUGCUGCGCAGCCUUUUCGACGACAAGAGGCAAACACGCACGUAACCUCAGCCGAACAUCUGGGAGGAGAAAUUCCGGGGACUGAAAAGAGGCAUUUUCUCACCAUCAUCGACCCUCCAUCAUCCCUUACUCUCCAAAUCCUCCUACUGCUUCUGCCCACUAAAGCUGAGCCAAGAAUACCCUGGUUUGUUUUCUCAGCCUAUAAAUUAAGAGAACCAGAUCUCUAAGCUGCUAUAGGUCACCGAUCUUACAAAAAAAGAGAACAUAUUUUUAACUUAAAGUAUUAACUGAUAUUGUUGCAGUUUUUUAUCGCAUCAUUUUAGAGUAAAUUUCAUCAACCUGAUAACAACACUGCCUGUAGAAAAUAAUCGACGCACUGAUGCACAUCUACAAUGCUUAUAGUUAUUGUUUGGUUUGUUAUGGUUUGGGUCCCCCCCUCAGAGUAGCAUGAUGAAAUCUGUUUAAUUUAGGGAAUAUUUUAACGCAUAUUAAAUGGUCUGCCUGCUCCGAGCGAAACAAAUCAACUGUGCCAAAACUUUACUGUACUUCAAGCUGCCUUGGUUUUUUCCUGUAAGUGAAAUGUCUGCUGUAGAUGUGCUCUAUAAGAUAGCUGAGGAAUCCUUAUCACAAUGCUACAAAACAUGGCCAUGGUUUAAGACCUAAUGACAACGCUGCUUCUUCAAACGCUCCCCGCUGUGUCAGCUGCCCUCAUGGACCAUACCAAGGGCUGCGUUUGGCCCAGAAUCACUGUGGAGUAAAGGGAAAGGGAUUCUGCGUCUAUAAAUCACUACAGGCCAGCUGAACAGAUCACAUGACCUAAAGGCUGUUCCUCUGGACUUCGCCGACCACAACUCCAGUUGCAGCAGCGCAACAGCUAGGCGUUUCCUGACGUGACCUGGAGCAGUUUAUCGAAAGACAUUUCAGGCUUUGUCAUUUGUUUCCAGGAUGUACGAGCUCAGACUUAGCUGAAGUCGACCUCACGUGUCCCUUACGAGAUAAAUCCCGCCUCUACGCGCGUAUCCCGAGCCGAGUCUGUGGUGUACUCGGAGACUACUUGUGAAAAGUCAGUUGAUGAAAUGCUCCUCCUCUGGCGUAUCUACAUCAAAAAUUUUCAUUGACAGGAAGAUUAAUUAUUAAGUCAGGUUAUCAAGCGUUAUAUCUUCUAAUGACGAGCUUCUGAAGUUCAUCUCUCUAACAACUUCAUACAAAAUUAAUGGCUUUACUUUCCAUCAAACACACGUCGAAUCACAGUUGAUCUAAUUUAACGUCUUCCCUACACAUAUCCUCACAGCUAGCUUUUAUGGUAUGUAUUUGUUGUUGUUGUCAUUUUAAACAUAUACUGUAUAUCACCAGCUGUUUAAUACCUAUCUAUGAAAAGCCAACAUCUGAUGAGUAUAUAGUCAUACUGGCUCUUUAUCAGCAUUUGUUAAAUCCUCAGGAAAUCUACAGCGUGGAAUAGAUAUGUUUUAACAUGCAUUUGGAAUAUCUAAAACAAAUCCCUUUUUAAAAAUGUAUGCCAUGUAAUAUGGUUAGUACUGCAAUGCUUGUUUUAUGCUGUUAGUGAGCAGUAGUAUAAAUACUGGUCUAUGUUAGAGGUGUGCAUGAGACCAGCCUUUUCCUGCAAUUUAUAUUUUUGCUCAUGCAAAAAUGCAAGAAGUUGGAUGGACGUGAUGAGCGCUAGACGAGAAUCCAGUCCGCUCUCGUGUUAAUAAAGAUGUCCUGUUUGUCACACAUGCUUCAUAUAUGUGACCAGCUGCUCCUGUUUGGAUCCAGGUCCUGAUGCACACCUCUAGUCUAUAUGAUGAGUAAGAAGAAACGUACCGAAACAAGUUCCUCUAAAAUACCUGGAUUUGUAUUCACCUUGAUAUCAGUAACAUUGAUUGCUGUGAUAGUGACUAUGACCGUGCCAUUGUUGAGCUUUGUGAGUCUCAAAAUCAAAGAAUUCAUACCGAAGUCAUUAAAAUGUUUAAUUAUAGUAAA
Ictalurus punctatus (channel catfish) is the source of this 2770-nucleotide messenger RNA. It is a transcript of the gene tmed5, whose product is annotated as transmembrane p24 trafficking protein 5. The record is from RefSeq and is a predicted model, not a curated record. Gene Ontology annotation, biological process: endoplasmic reticulum to Golgi vesicle-mediated transport; intracellular protein transport; Golgi organization. Bases 155 to 835 code for a protein of 226 amino acids. The transcript has 4 exons. Lineage: Eukaryota; Metazoa; Chordata; Actinopteri; Siluriformes; Ictaluridae. Gene Ontology annotation, cellular component: endoplasmic reticulum-Golgi intermediate compartment; Golgi apparatus; endoplasmic reticulum.